Molecule: messenger RNA, 3009 nt
Organism: Echinops telfairi (small Madagascar hedgehog)
Lineage: Eukaryota; Metazoa; Chordata; Mammalia; Afrosoricida; Tenrecidae
Gene: WDR82
Product: WD repeat domain 82
Exons: 8
Cellular component (GO): Set1C/COMPASS complex
Molecular function (GO): chromatin binding; protein binding
Source: RefSeq, a predicted model, not a curated record
AGACCAAAGAGAACCCUGUACAGUAAGAAAUAUGGCGUGGACCUCAUCAGAUACACCCAUGCGGCGAACACGGUGGUUUACAGCUCUAACAAAAUCGAUGAUACCAUUCGCUACCUGUCCUUGCACGACAACAAAUACAUCAGGUACUUCCCUGGACAUAGCAAAAGGGUGGUGGCCUUGUCCAUGUCACCUGUGGAUGACACUUUCAUUUCUGGGUCUCUUGAUAAGACCAUUCGACUCUGGGAUCUUCGCUCUCCUAACUGCCAGGGCCUCAUGCAUUUACAGGGCAAGCCAGUUUGUUCUUUUGAUCCAGAAGGGUUAAUUUUUGCUGCAGGUGUCAAUUCUGAAAUGGUCAAACUCUAUGAUCUCCGGUCCUUUGAUAAGGGGCCGUUUGCUACCUUCAAAAUGCAGUACGAUCGGACUUGUGAGUGGACAGGACUGAAGUUCAGCAACGAUGGCAAACUCAUCCUUCUCUCCACCAAUGGCAGUUUCAUCCGCCUUAUUGACGCGUUCAAGGGGGUGGUGAUGCACACAUUUGGGGGCUACGCCAACAGCAAGGCUGUCACAAUGGAGGCCUCCUUCACUCCAGACUCCCAGUUCAUUAUGAUUGGGUCAGAGGACGGGAAGAUCCACGUCUGGAACGGGGAGAGUGGUAUCAAAGUCGCUGUGCUGGAUGGAAAGCACACAGGGCCCAUCACCUGUUUGCAGUUCAACCCCAAGUUCAUGACCUUUGCCAGUGCAUGUUCCAACAUGGCCUUCUGGUUGCCCACCAUUGAUGACUGACCUGAUGCUGCUCAGCUGGCUGCACUGAGGGGUCCAGCAAGGCCCACCUCAAAGGGGACUGGGAUUAGAUUACUUUACUGGGCUGGAGAGCAUCCUCUCACCUGGCCUUCCCAUGAAUGUGCUGUGGGGGAAGCCCCUGUGCCACACUCCUUCAGAAAGACUCUGGGUGCGACAGACUCAUGGAGACUCCGGUUUCCCAGCUGUCCCGGCGCCGCGUCCUCCCGAGGAGAGAGCAGACUCAUGGAGUUAGCACGGCCCUCACGACGCCUUCAACGCUGAAUGUAUUUGCUGCUGAGGCGCCGGUGAAGUUGUUCAUCGUGCACACGUCUACCCCCCCCUCACACACACACACCCCCCCUUUCGAUGCAUGGGAAGCUGCAGUUUGGGUUUUGAGAUGCGAGGGCAGCUCAGCCCUCGGCCCUGCAUGUCCUGUUCCUGGGUCUCUGGUCGCCGUGACUGUUCCACAGCCAUCAUCUUUCUUGGGUGCCAAACAUUUGCAGAAAUAAGUUUUCACAUUUCUUGAAGAGACAGAGAAACGGUAUGUACAGUUACAGAAAGAUCUUGCUUCCCAAGCAGCUGUGCAGGUACUCGGGUAAAGGGGGUGGGGGUGGGGGGGUCUGAGCCUGCACGGAGUUGGGGGGUGAGUUCCCAGGGCUGGGUGGUGCAGCAGCAGCUCUGCACACAGUUAGUUCCCCCGUCACCCGAACAGACGCUGGGUCCUCGAGAGCCCGGCUGUGUGCAAAUGCAAGGUGAGUGUAGGUGUUAGACCCAGCACGCGUUCUGUGGCGGCCAGUCCUGUGGAGUGAGUCUGAGUUGUUUACACUGAUGCUUGCCUGCCCACCAGACUGUACAUAGCCUCCAGGUGGUGCCCACCCCUUUCCCAGCUCCCCAGCCAAGAGCUGGUUCUAGGCCUGUGUUAUAUGUUCUCUUUAACCUUUUUACAUAUGACCUUGGACUUCUGGUUGUAUUUUAGCACUGUGUGCUCCUUUAUCUAAAUCUCCAUAAGGGGUGCGAACACACGUGCAUAUAUACACACACACACACACACACACACACAAAGACACAUACAUAAACACACACUAUAUAUAUUGGAGGGGGCUUCAGAAAGUUUGUGGGGAAAGCCCAUUGUCUUUCAACCCCAUUUUACCAUGAACUUCGUGAAGCUCCCUUAUGCAUAUAUAUGUAUGUAUGUAUGUAUGUAUAUUUAGGGAUGUGAUGGAACCUGAUAUCCGUAUAAUGGCAGUUCCUCUGAGUCGAGGUGUCUGCAGCCAGGAGAGCCGGCUCCUUGCUGAUAGUGUUGGCCUCAAGUAUUCGUGCGUCUUCCCGUCACCACUUUCCUUCAGGAAACGCCGGGAAGCAAAGCUUCAGGUGUUUGCUGUUUCCAUGGCAGCUAAGUGAGAGGGUCGGGGGUGACUCCCUCGUUCCUGCAACAGCACUUUGGGCCCUCUGCAGUAUUAGCCCUCUGCCCAGUGGCCCUGUCUGCGCCUGUGUGUACGUGACUGUCACUCUCGAAUGCUGCCUAUGUCUGGCUGGCAGGCAGCAGUUGGGGCCAGGGGGCGGACCUGCUGCUUUCCUGUGCCUCCUUUGGGAAAGGGAAGGGAGCAGGUUGAGACAAGCAGAAGUUGGCUCUUGACCUUCCAGAGCUGGCCAGGUGGCAUGUUAUCUGUAAUUCCCAAACAUCUAAGCAGGUAAAGGGUGGUGGUGUGCCUGCGUGGAGGCACCUUCGAGGCAGUUAGUCCGUCUCUGCUUCUGUGUCUGCACAAAUGGGCCAAGUGACGGGGGGGCUAACUGUCCCCUUCUGUGCUCUGGAGUUGGGGGGGGGAGGCUGGCACCCUUGGGUGGUGCAACAGCAGAGUGCAGGGGCAGUGACUCGAGCCUUGCCUGGGUGCUGUCCAGGAGCCAGGACCACUCAGCUCUCCCCAGAACCGGGCCAGAACCCCUGCAAGAUGUGGCAGCAACACUACCGCCCGCUCAACCACCACCCAGAGCAGUAUUUGAGAAAGUCAUUCCCUGUUAACAAUCACAAUGUUUAUUAAGACAGACUUGGGAAUUUGUAGAAGAGUCAGUUUGCCACCCAAAUGCUACCGCGAUUGGACUUUGUGGUGUUAAAUGUUAUCUAGACAUCUUGGUGCAUAGUUUUUGGUGUGUUUACAUAGUUGUUACUCUGCUGUACAUACAAUUUUAUGUCCCUUUUGUACUUAACAAAUAAACAUUUUUUCCACGUUA